AGGCAGAUCUUGCCCAUACAGGUGUGCAUAACUCACAGGAAUGCCAGACAAACCUGAGUCACUGAGAGAGAGACGUCUCUUGCCACUCACUCACUCACUACCUCCCCUUCCCUCCCAUGUGCACACACACACCUGGGCUGAAAGAAAACGUGUCUUUCCCCACUCUCACUUGCCCAAGUGCAAUUUGCCCAGCUAUUAUAGCAAUACAACACCUCCAUAUGUCCCGGGUGGAAGAAGACAGCCCGAAGGAGCACUGAAAGAAAAGCAAGAGCAACAGGAAAAGAGAGAGAGAGAGAGAGAGAGAAGGGAGGGGGAAAGGUGGAAGGCAAGGUCUGCUCCAUAGAAGCCAGGCGCCCUGCAGAGGAAGAAAAGAAUGGACAAGCUACUUCAAAGGUUAUUGCCCAGGCUGCUUCUAUUAUCAUUGCUCUAUAGCAUCACUCAAGCAAAUGAAGUUAACCGCUGCACAGCUUCCAGAGCUGAAAGUUGUACCAUGUGUAUCCGAGUGAGCAAGGAUUGCUCCUAUUGCACUGAUGAGAACUUUAAGAAGACCCGCUGUGAUUUCAGAGAAAAUCUAAUGAGACACGGCUGCAGUGAAGGAAGCAUAGUAGUUAUGAAAGGAGAAAUGUUAACAGUACAGGAAUUUAACAUUGAUACAUCUCUGAAGAAAACACAAGUGUCCCCACAGAAUGUGGCCAUGAGACUGAGAGCUGGAGAGGAAGCAAGCUUUUCCAUGGAUGUGUUUGAGCCCACUGAAUCUCCUCUGGACCUCUACAUUCUCAUGGACUUUUCUUAUUCCAUGUCUGAUGAUUUGGACAACCUGAAGAAAAUGGGCCAGCAGCUUGCAAACUUCUUGCAGGACUUGACUUCUGACUAUACCAUUGGCUUUGGCAAGUUUGUGGAUAAAGUUACAGCCCCACAGACCGACAUGAGACCCACAAGACUGCGUGAGCCCUGGACUGAUGCUGAUCCUCCUUUCUCCUUUAAGAAUGUCAUCCGGCUGACUCAUGAUAUUGAUAAAUUCAGCAGUGAAUUAAUGAAGGAGCGUAUCUCAGGCAACCUGGAUGCCCCAGAAGGCGGAUUUGAUGCCAUAUUGCAAACAGCUGUUUGCAAAGAGAAUAUUGGCUGGCGGAAUGACAGCACCCAUCUCCUGGUGUUCUCCACUGAGUCCGCCUUCCAUUACGAAGCUGAUGGUGCCAAUGUCCUUGCGGGUAUUCUGAGGAGGAACGAUGAAAGGUGUCACCUGAACAGAGCAGGCACUUACACCUUUGACACCAAGCAGGACUACCCUUCUGUGCCUACCCUUGUGAGACUCCUGGGGAGGAGUAACAUCAUCCCCAUAUUCGCCGUCACCAACCACUCCUACGAUUACUAUGAGAAGCUGCACACAUAUUUCCCAAUCUCUGAAAUUGGAAGACUACAGGAAGAUUCUUCUAAUAUUGUGGAAUUGAUAAGAAUGGCUUUUGAGCGCAUUCGCUCCAAGAUGGACAUUCGGGCUUAUGACACCCCUAAAGCUAUGAAAACAGAAAUAACAUCUAUGAAGUAUGAAAAAACAGAGUCUGGUUCAUUCCAGGUUGUUCGCGGCGAAGUGGGAACAUUUAAUGUCCGUGUGAAAGCCCAUGAGAAUGUGGGUGGAGAGCAUGUCUGCAAUCUUCCAGAGAAAGAUCGGAAAGGUGUUAUUCAUGUUAAGCCUUCCUCUUUCAGUCACAAAAUGGAAAUCGAUGCUUCGGUCAUUUGUGAUGCCUGCCCAUGUGAAAAGCAACAGGAAGUUAACUCUGCUAGGUGCAAUUUCAAUGGGAACUUUGUCUGUGGACUGUGUGUUUGUAAUCCAGGCUGGCGAGGAGAAGUCUGUAACUGCUCUUCCUCUUCCACUACUGACAAUGCGGCUUGUAUAAGACCUGGAGAUACAGAGCCUUGUUCAGGCCAAGGGGAGUGUUUGUGUGGGGUUUGUCAGUGCUACCCUGAUCAUCAGAUCCAGCGCUUUGAGGGACAGUUCUGUGAAUUUGACAACUUACAAUGUCCCCGCACAUCUGGAUUCCUCUGCAAUGACCGGGGCCGCUGCUACAUGGGCCAGUGUGCAUGUGAAAGUGGUUGGGAAGGUCCUGGCUGUGAAUGUCCCACAAGCAAUGAAACUUGUAUCACGAGCAAUGGGAUGAUCUGCAAUGAACGUGGUAGAUGUGAAUGUGGUCGAUGUAUCUGUAAUAAUCCCACUGCUUUUACUGGACCCACCUGCGAAAUCAGUGACUUGGGCUUUGCACGUGUGUGUAGAGAAGAUUUCCAAACCUGUGUGCAGUGUCAGGCAUGGGGGACUGGUGAGAAGAAAGGAAAGAAAUGUGCAGAUUGCCCUUUCAAGAUCCGGCUUGUGGAUGAGUUGGAACAAGAGAAGGACAGAUAUCCAGUUUGUGCCUUCCAAGAUGAAGAAGAUGACUGCAUUUACCGCUAUGCCAAGAUAGAGGAUGCCAAUCCAGAAAACAACGGCACUGUUUUUGUGCAAAGGAAGAAAGAGUGCCCACCAGGAAGCUUUCUCUGGCUUAUCCCCUUGCUCAUUUUGCUGAUGCUUCUCCUAGGACUGCUGUUGUUAUUAUGCUGGAAGUUCUGUGCUUGUUGUAAGGCUUGCCUGGCUCUGCUCCCCUGUUGUGCACGAGGUCGCACGGUUGGUUUCAAGGAGGAUCACUAUCUGCUCAGGCAGAGUCUCAUGACUUCAGAUCACCUGGAUACCCCUAUGGUGCGCACUGGCAACAUGAAAGGCAGAGACACUGUCCAUUGGAAGAUCAAAAACAAUGUGCACAAGCAAGACUUUUCUUCCUUACCUCCCAAUCCUGGGGAUCUGAUUCAGUAUGGCCUGUCCCUCAGAUUGGCCCGACUCUUCACCCCAAACCUUGCAAAACCACAUAGCCGUGAAUGUGAGCAACUGCAGAAGGAUGUGGAGGAGAAUCUGAAUGAGGUUUAUCGCACUAUCCCAGGUGCCCACAAAUUCCAGCAGACAAAAUUCAGGUUACAGCCAAAUGCUGGGAAAAGACAAGAUCAUACAAUUGUGGACACUGUACUCCCUGCUCCCCGCUCAGCUAAGAAUGAAAUUGUGAAAGUGACAGAGAAGCACGUGGCACAAGAGGCUUUCAAUGAUCUGAAAGUGGCCCCUGGUUAUUAUACUGUCAUCGCUGAUCAAGAUGCCAAUGGCCUGGUAGAGUUUCAGGAAGGAGUGGAGCUUGUGGAUGUGCGGGUUCCUCUCUUCAUCAGGGAAGACGAUGAUGAUGAAAAGCAGCUGCAGGUGGAGGCCACAGAUGUGCCAGUGGGAACUGCAGAGAUCCGACGUCGACUGGUGAACAUCACCAUAAUAAAAGAACAAGCCAACAGCAUCAUCAGCUUCCUGCAGCCAGAGUAUACCUACAGCCGCUUUGAUAAGGUGGCUAAGAUUCCUGUUGUUCGCGAGAUACUGGACAAUGGGAAAUCUCAGAUAACAUACAGGACACGAGAUCUCACUGCCCAGGACGGCAAAGAUUACAAUUUUGCAGAAGGUGACUUAGUCUUCCUGCCUGGGGAGAAGCGGAAGGAAGUGCAGGUGAAAUUGUUGGAACUGACAGAGAUAGAUGCUCUUCUUCACAAUCGGCAGCUGAAGCAAUUUGUGGUGGAUCUCCUCAACCCCAGGUUUGGUGCAAAGGUUGGCAAAUACCCACAGACGAUGGUGACAAUCGCUGACCCAGAAGCUAUAGGUGAUGUGCCACCAGCGGUAAGCACACGUCAAGUUCAGCAGUCUCCUAGAGGCAUGCUUGGAGCCCCACUUAAUCCAAAUGCACAAGCACUAAGCUCUAGGAAGAUCCGCUUCAACUGGUUACCUCCACCUGGCAAACCUGCAGGAUACAAGGUGAAAUACUGGAUCCAAGGGGACCCGGAAUCGGAGGCCCGCCUGCUUGAUUCCAAAGUGCCAUCUGCUGAGUUGACCAACCUGUACCCUUACUGUGAUUAUGAGAUGCAGUCUUGUGCCUACAAUGCCCUGGGCGAGGGGCUUUACUCUGAAGUGGUCCACUGCCGCACACUCGAGGAAGUUCCUAGUGAGCCUGGGCGUUUGGCUUUCAAUGUAAUCUCUUCCACGGUGACACAGCUGAGCUGGGCUGAGCCUGCUGAGCCUAAUGGGGUGAUCACAGCCUAUGAAGUUGGCUAUGGGCUUGUCAAUGAGGGAAACCGACCCUUUGGGCCAGUAAAGAAAGUCAUGGUGGAAGACUACAAAAAGCGGAUGGUUCUGAUUGAAAACUUAAGGGAAUCUCAGCCCUACCGUUAUACAGUGAAGGCCAAGAAUGGAGCUGGAUGGGGGCCUGAAAGAGAAGCGACUAUUAACUUGGCCACACAACCAAAGCGCCCUAUUUCCAUUCCCAUCAUACCUGAUGUGCCCAUAAUCGAUGCUGAAGGAGGAGAAGAUUAUGACAGCUACCUCAUGUACAGUGCAGAUGUCAUGCGCUCACCUGGUGGUAGCAAACACCCCAGUGUCUCGGAUGAUUCUGGCUCUAGGUGGAAAUAUGUGCAGCUGCUGGGGGAUGAGCUGGACCUUCGUCGUGUCGCCUGGAGGCUCCCAGCAGAACGGAUCCCUCGUUACUCGGACAGCAGCUGCUUUUCUUCGGACACAGAGGGUCUCCUUCAGGAGGAUAACACUCCCUCUGUGUUAGUCGGCAGUGAUGCACCCAUCAGCAGUUUGCCAAGAAGUGGGACUCCCCGGCCCCAACCAGAACACAUGUUGAAUGGUCGAAUGGAUUUCACUUACCCUGGAAGUAUUGGAAGCCUGACCCGGAACACGACUUCCAGCUACAACCAUUUAAGUCCACACAUGCACCAUGAGAGAAGGGUAAUAGAAAACUCAUCUCUGACAAGGGAGUACACCUCAAUGGUGUCUGGACAAGACCAGUCCAGAAGGAUAUUUCCUCCCAUACAUGAGGAUGCUGGUAGGAUAGUCCCAAUGCCACAGGAUGUGGCCUUCAGGAGGGCAAGGGUGAAGGGUUACAAUGACGACACUGAUGCACGGGAAUCUAUAGUCAUAACUGAUGGGCCCUCUUGGAUUUCCAAAUACCUAGAUUCCAGGAUGCAGCAGGGUGUUCCGGACACUCCCACCCGCUUGGUGUUCUCGGCCCUGGGGCCUACCUCACUGAAAGUCAGCUGGCAGGAGCCGCACUGUGACAAACAACUGCAAGGAUACAGUGUACAGUACCAGCUUCUCAGUGGAGGAGAAAUACGGAGGUUGACUCUCCCCAAUCCCACUCAGAAUUCUGUUGUGGUGGAUGACCUGCUGCCAAACCACUCCUAUGUCUUCAAGGUGAAGGCCCAAAGUGAUGACGGAUGGGGCCCAGAGCGAGAAGGUGUGAUCACUAUCGAGUCACAAGUCGAUCCACGCAGUCCUCUGAGUCCUGUUCCAGGUUCACCAUUCACCUUGAGCACACCCAGUGCUCCUGGGCCUUUGGUGUUCACUGCCUUGAGUCCCGACUCUCUUCAGCUGAGCUGGGAGAGACCUCGCCAACCCAAUGGUUUGAUUUUGGGUUACCUGGUCACCUGUGAGACACUGCACGGUGGAGGAGAACCCAGGAAUAUAUAUGUGGAAGGGGACAACCCAGAGACCACCCUGACAGUACCUUAUCUGAGUGAAAAUGUUCCAUAUAAGUUUAAAGUGCAAGCAAAGACCACUCAAGGAUUUGGACCAGAAAGAGAGGGGAUUAUCACCAUUGAAUCUCAAGAUGCAGGUGUAUUCUCUCAGUUUGGAACACAGCAGUUCUCCAGAGAAGAGGUGUACAACAUCCCCACAGAAUACAGCACCCUCACGAGUAUAACUUCUUCCCCACUGGAUCCUUUGUACACAGAUGGCAUGCUGAUGACCACGCAGAGAGUGGAGAGUGGCAGCACUCUCACCAAACAAGUCACCCAGGAGUUUGUCUCCAGAACCAUGAUGUCUAAUAGCAGUGGGACAUUCUCCAGACAGACAGAGAGGCAAUUCUAUGAAGCUUGAGUCAGGAAAGAAACUGCAAAAGGGUGUUUGUGCAAGUGGAUGAUUGCAAGUAGGCUGGUUCUAUGGUCCACUUCCAGACUCAGAAGGACAUGGCAUGUGCUGCAUUGCAUCAAGUUCUCAAAGCAAUUGCAGUUCCUUUUGAAAUACCAAUGGGUGGAGGCUGCAUGUGGCCCAGGUAAUAUCUGGGACACUAUGAACAAAGUUUUUAGCAAGACACUUGGCUACCAAGGGCUUUGGGUUAGUUCUGUUUUGAGUCAUAUUCUUGGCCAUCUCAUGCUUUGCUUUUUGCUGCUCUUUCCUAUUUGACUGCACAGGACUGAAUUUGUUUCUAAAUCCCAAAUUCCCAUCCUGUUUUUCUAGUUGUAUUUUUAAAUUUGAUCCUUUCCUUCACUCUCCAAAUAUCUAGACAUAGCUCCUUUGUGUCAAUACCAUUAUCCUGGCUCCCACUCCCAAAAGGAGUGUUAUGCUCUAGGAAAAAAAGCCAUACCUAAAUUUGUCAUUUUAUUAAUGCACCUCUUGUAGUGCAGGGGGUAGUGUAUUCUUUGUGUUCUUUUCCUACACGUUAGCAAAAACCCUUUGUCUAUAGUUUGGUAUUGAUAUAACUAAUUAGAAGAUUCAUUUGCACAGCACUACCUACAAUGCUUUAUAGUGCAAUCCUAUCUUAUUAUGUAGUUUGCCUAAUAUGCACACAUACAUAUACAUUUGGGGGAUGUUAUUUUAUACAGAUUGUCUUAUCACCAGCUUCCUUCCUUAAAAGGUAAAGGUUUCCCCUGACGUUAAGUCCAGUCAUGACCAAAAUCUGGGGGUUGGUGCUCAUCUCAAUUUCUAAGCCGAAGAGCCAGCGUUGUCCAUAGACAUCUCCAGGUCAUGUGGCCUGCAUGAAGCGCCGUUCCUUAGGGUUGUACAUUUCGCAUGGCAUUAUAGUCUUGCCAGAAGAAGCCCUUAAAAAUGAUCUGGGGAUUCUAAUCAAUGAGGCUUUUAUGGUUAUAGAUGACUCGGACAUUGUUUUCUAUUCUUCUAGCCCUAUGUUUUCCCACAGCUUUUUCCAAACCAAAGAAAAUCUAUAAAGAAGGAAAAGCUGGGUGAGCUAGAUAAUGUUUUUUCACUGAUAAUGCUAGGAGCUGCCAACCUGAAAUAAUUUUAAAUCAAAAUCCACAUAGUUGCCAUUGAAUUCCAGUUGUUAACUGGACUUCCCUGCCUUGUUCCAAGUGGACAGUGCCAACAGGUUUGUUUCACUGGCAUAUAUUAACACCAUAGGCUUUAGCCCAAGUAUAGCAAGGUUGUCAUACAGUCUGCUCUUCUUUUUCCUCACAAGAUGCAAUGACUUUAACUUAAAUCAUGCAUCUUUCAGAAUGCCUAUAAUGCAAGCUACUGUGGUGUAGUGGUUUGAGCAUCAGCCUACAACUCUGGAGAACACUGUUUGAAUCCCUGCUGAGACAUGAAACCCACUGGGUAAUCUUAGGCAAGUCAGACUUACACAGCCUCAAAGGAAGGCAAUGGCUAAUCUUUUCAGAACACAUUUUGCCAAGAAAACCCUGUGAUAGCAGCACCUUAGAACCACCAUAUUUCAGAAAUGACAUGAAAGCACCUAACAACAAACGCAAGACUUCUAUUCCCGCAGUGUUCAGGUAACUACCUGGAUACCACAAGUGUCUGGGCACAUUUAUAUUUAACACAGUCCAUUCUGUUCCUUCCUUGUCUUGCCUAAUAGACCCAAGUUGAACAGGAAUCAACAAGACAGGAGUGGCUAACCAGAGAUUGGUAAAGAAUUUCAGGUGCAGAUCCAGACGAGAAUUUAAUAUAUGGAAACCAAAGUAGAAAAAAAAUACUACUGGCUUUGAUACAGCCACUAAGUUUCCAAUAUGGAGUGACUGUUUCACCUUUCUUAGAAUGGAAAAAGUAGUGUUUUCCUUAUAUGAAUGUCUUUAUUUAUUUAUAUGUAUGCAAAUUUAACAAACAAGCCAGAUGGUACAAUCUCCCGGACUUUUAUGCUAACACUUUUCUUCUUGCUUGGAAGCCAUCCAAAAUCUAGAAGAAAGACUCCCAGCUGAACUCUACUGAAGGAGAUUGCCACGUUGUGCAUUUUGCAGCUUUGGAAAAAUGCAGCUUCCCAUUUUUAUAUGGCUAUUGCAAAAAGCAGACAUUUUCUAACAUUUUCCUGAAGAACAACCAGGUUCUAUGCUGAGAAAAUCUAAUGCAAGUGCCUUUCCUAAAAUACAAUUUACCAAUCUUCACAAAGUAAUGCCCAAUGUGCAAUAGAUAAACUGGGCAUAUACCCUACACCUUGUCACAGAAUCCUUUGCAAUGAACAUUGUUGCUAUAAAUGAUUUUUGUUUCCUGGACAGGCAUUUGUAAAGUUUCAUUGAAAAACAAAAGUUUGAAAUCCAUUGUCAUUACAAAUGUUAUUACUUCUAGCACAAUUCUGAAUAAGCUGAUCUUUCUCUUUCAUUUCUCUUUUAACAAUACUAGCACCAAGCUUUCUUGCAUACGCAUUUGUGCAAUCCAUAAACAUCUUGAAAAUAGAGAGAACUCAAGAAGGUGGAGGUUGUUUUGUGCUGGGUUUAGAAAUUCAGGUAACGGGUGCUCUUACUUUCUGUCUCUUGGGAUCUUACUUUGGAUGUUAUUGCCAACUGCUUCAUAGCAACAGUGCAGGUCUAUGAAAUGUCCCAGGUCAUCUUUCCAAAGGAGCUGGUUUCUUUGUAUUUCUAGACAUCUAGAACUAUGUCCAGAAAAUAAGUUACUUUAUGGUUACUUUAUAUACAACUCUGAAUAAAGUAUUUUAUUAGAAAGGGCUAUCUACAAAAUGUACAUAAACAUUUUUCUGUACAGUCCAUCUCCCCAGUUGCAAUUACAUGCUGCGCAUUAUAGUGCUUUUUACUCAAGGAGCCCCACAGGCCUGAAUAUUAACCAAAGAGCCCAUUUAAAGGGGAAAUUGGGCCAGACAUCAGCAGUGUAGUGGUUUUAAUGCCAGUUUUAAAAGGGAAUGUGUUUUCUGCUCAUAUAAUGGAAGAAACACAAUAGAAUAUAAAUUAUAUUUUUCUAGCCUGUUAUGGCUUGCAGACAUUGGUGGCAUUUAAUACAUAUGUGGUGUGAAUAAUAAAACAGUUUAACAGCUGGUAUUCUGGACCAGAUGGCUUUCUAUUGCACUUAAUAAAAAUUUUCUAUUUGA
Messenger RNA from Anolis carolinensis (green anole), 9149 nucleotides. It is a transcript of the gene itgb4, whose product is annotated as integrin subunit beta 4. The coding region runs from base 374 to 5980 and encodes 1868 amino acids. Lineage: Eukaryota; Metazoa; Chordata; Lepidosauria; Squamata; Anolidae. Gene Ontology annotation, cellular component: cell surface; focal adhesion; membrane. Gene Ontology annotation, molecular function: integrin binding. The record is from RefSeq and is a predicted model, not a curated record. Gene Ontology annotation, biological process: cell-matrix adhesion; cell communication; cell adhesion mediated by integrin. The transcript has 41 exons.